AUGAUUGGAGUCCAAACUUCACCAUUAAAGAACACGGACAUUUUUAAGCCCUUAAAAGUUGGUGAACACGUUUUAUCUAACAAAGUAGUCUAUGCACCAACAACCAGAUUGCGAGCAUUAGAGGAUUAUACACCUUCAGAUUUGACAUUGGAAUACUACAAUAAAAGAUCUAGGUACCCGGGAUCGUUGUUAAUUACUGAAGCGACACUUGUUUCUGAACAAGCGGGUUUAUAUGGUACCACCCCGGGAAUUUGGAACGAAAAACAAGUCAAAGAAUGGAAAAAGAUUGCUGACAAAAUUCAUGAAAACGGGUCAUUUGUCUCUAAUCAGCUUUGGUUUCAAGGUAGAGUUGGUGAUCCCCAAUUGUUGAGAGAUCAUGGAUUGGAUUUGGUUGCGCCUUCGGCGAUCUACCCAGACGACACUUCAAAGGAAAAAGCUGAAGCUGCAGGUAACCCAAUUAGAGCCUUAACAGAAAAAGAAAUUCAUGAAAUUAUUUAUGAUACGUAUACCAAUGCAGCUAAGAAUGCUAUUGCAGCUGGUUUCGACUAUAUUGAACUCCAUGCAGCCCACGGAUAUUUGCUUGAUCAAUUCUUGCAGCCAGCUACCAAUCAAAGAACCGAUAAAUACGGUGGUAGUAUCGAAAACAGAGCCAGAUUCGUUUUAGAAUUAGUUGACCAUUUAACUACUGUUGUUGGUGCAAAUAAGUUAGCUAUUAGAAUUUCUCCAUGGGCUAAAUUUCAAGGUAUGAAGGCUGAACAAGAUUCAACUCAUCCAAUCAUUACGUUUAGUUAUUUAUUGCACGAAUUACAAAAGAGAGCAGAUAACGGGAAUGAGCUUGCAUAUGUUUCAGUUAUCGAGCCAAGAGUAAACAACAAUAUUGACAUUGAUGUAUCACAACAAGCAGGCGAUAAUAUUUUUGUUGGACAGAUUUGGAAGGGUAUCAUCUUGAAGAGUGGUAAUUAUACUUAUGAUGCUCCUCAUUUCAACACUUUGCUUAACGAUAUUAGUGAUAAUCGUACGUUGGUCGGUUUUUCCAGAUAUUAUACAUCCAAUCCCGAUUUAGUCAAGAGAUUAUAUGAGGGUUGGGAUUUGACGCCAUAUGAUAGAGAUACUUUCUACACUACUAACAAUUGGGGUUAUAAUACUUGGAAUAAUUAUAAUGAAAACGACGAAAUCGAUAAGAAUUCCGAAGUUAAUAGAAAAGCUAAAGCUAUAGAAGAGGUUAAGGUUAAAUAG
Molecule: messenger RNA, 1236 nt
Organism: Debaryomyces hansenii CBS767
Lineage: Eukaryota; Fungi; Ascomycota; Pichiomycetes; Serinales; Debaryomycetaceae
Product: alkene reductase
Exons: 1
Coding region: 1-1236 (411 amino acids)
Molecular function (GO): FMN binding; NADPH dehydrogenase activity
Source: RefSeq, a predicted model, not a curated record